GCCGCCGUCGCGAGUGCGCGUUUCGCUCUCUCUCCCCCUCUCGUGCCCACUGCCCGGACCCGGCGCGAGUGUGCGCGCGCCGACCCCGCGAAGCCGCGGCGCCUGAAGAAUCCGGAGGCGGGGGGCAGACAGAUAUUUAUUCAUCCACGAAAUAUGGACAUUGUUGAUAUGGCCAGCAUUUAUCAUCCAUCCCAUAUUGCCUGUGAUGCUGUUUCAGAGGUCAAUUAAGUGUGAACCAUAUCAGUGGGUUUGGAGUCACAUGUAGAUCAAACCAGGUUUGGAAACAUGGCUCCAAAUUCUGAUGUCCUUCGGUUUAAGUUUACAAGCUAUGGAGAUUCCAUGUUGCAAAAAAUGAAUUUAUUGAGGCAACAAAAACGAUUCUGCGAUGUUACAAUUCGAAUCAACAAUGUGGCAUUUUUGGGGCAUAAAAUAGUUUUUGCUGCAUGCUCUCCCUUUUUGAGGGACCAGUUCUUGCUGAACGAUUCAAAGGAUGUCAGAAUUUCGCUUCUCCAGAGUUCUGAGGUUGGAGAGCAGAUACUUUUAUCCUGUUACACUGGUAUCCUAGAGUUCCCUGUAAAGGAAUUGGUAAACUACUUAACUGCUGCAAGCUACCUUCAAAUGGGCCACAUUGUAGAGAAAUGCACACAAGCUCUUUCUAAGUACAUUGAGCCAAAGUUGUUGUCUGAAGACCAAGGGCACCAGGUUGGAGAAAGCAGCACUUCCACAGCAUUUCCUGAGAGCUCAGAACGGUCACAGGAAAGUCCACUCUCCGAUUCCGGGAAGAACAAACUGGAAGAUCUCACGCAAACUAGAGAUGUCUCCGACUGUGAAACAGACUCUGAAGACAGCAACAUCCGCAUUGUCAAAGUGGAAUCUCUCACCAGUGAUAUUCAGGACAGUGAAAAUGGUGACAGUCUGAGCCAUCUCUCCAAUAAUUUCAGCAACAGUGUCGAAAGGGCUGUUGCAAAUUCUCCUGAUUCGCAGCACUCUCUCGUUAAUUCGUCCGUGGAUUCUCGAAGCAACAAGGUGUUAGAUAGCUGUUUACAAAACUUUGUGGCUGAUCCCCCCAGACUGUCAGAAAUGGUCAAUGGCACCAGUUAUAUGCUGGCAGCCAAUGAGUUUGAGCUACAAGGUUUGAGUAGUUUUCCAAACGAGGAAAUGGCAGCCGCGGGUGGGUUUUUGUUCAGGCGCAACAGGGGCACAAAACUGUUUGCUAACAAAACCAUGUACACCAAUCAUUUUAAGAUGCAGGACAAAUGGCUUCAGAAGCCCCACCACUGCAGUAAGUGUGGUAAGAUUUUUCAACAUCUCGAAAACUUCAUCAGCCAUCUGAAAACUCACAAACUUUUCCUGUGCCUGCGCUGCGGCAAGAUUUUCACACAGAAAAGUAACCUGACGCGGCACAUCCGGGUGCACACAGGAAUCAAGCCCUAUCAGUGCACAAUCUGUGGGAAGACAUUCACACAGAAGUGCUCUCUGCAGGACCACCUGAAUCUCCACAGCGGUGACAGACCGCACAAGUGCAACUACUGUGAUGUGGGCUUUGCACAUAAGCCAGCUCUCAGGCGACACCUCAAAGAACAGCAUGGCAAGAAAUGUGUAGAUAAUGUCACUGAAGGAAGCAUACAAGAAAUUACUCUAGAAGUAGAUACUAUUGAAUGACUGUGGUAAUUCUUCUAAGGUCAACAAAACCUCUGGGCAAGCAGUAAAUUUAACACCUAAGGGAAGCUGGUAAAAGUUUUCCACCAAAUGGGUUAGUAAAUAUGCAGAACACUGCACAUGGAAGAAAUGUUACGUAGAUUUCCAUUAGAUGAAAUAGAGCCCGCUCUAACAGUUCUAUUAGGUGUCUGGAAUUGGUGUAAUUUGAAAGGUGCAUUUAGAUGAACUGAAUGCAUUCUAAUGGGCCACAUAGUUUCUAUGAAUGAAUUGGUGACAUAGUCUUGCAUUUGUCUGGUUUUCUUUCCUCUAGGGCUAUGUAAUAAGGCAAAAAAAAACCUUUUUAUGUGUAGGUAAUGGAAAGCAUUUGAUUUUCCAGGGUGAAUACAUCAGUUACAAAACCUUGCCUUAUUGACCGUCGAACAUAGGAACAGGAGGAAGCCAUUCAAACCUCCCAGCCUUUUCCACAAUUGACUAAUCUCUGCUUAAGCCUCACCACUGGGCUCUGUUCCACAUUUCCUAAUCAGCCAAAAUCUGUUGACUUCCAUCUUGAAAAUUUCAAUUGAUGCAGCAUUCACUGCCUUUUCAGGGGAAGAAAGUUCUAGAUUUUUCACUAUCUUUUAUCCUGAUUACUCUCCUAAAUGUCUUGUCCCUAAAUGUUAUCUACUUUGUACUGGAGGAAAUAGUUCUGUAUCUGCCUUGUUUAAUCCCUGGUUAUUCUAGGCAUCUUGCAUUUUUUUUUAGGUAAACCUUGUCUUUUUCUAAUAACUUUUUACAAAAUCUUAGCAUCCAUUUGAAACAUUUAACACACUUUCUUCAUUUGUCUUCCUUUGUCUCCAGGGUAGUACCAGUAAUGUAUGCUAGAUGGGGAAACUAGUGUUAUUUGUUGAUACACAAGAGAAUGCUUCCAUCUUGUAGCAGAUGGGCAGUUAAGUUUCCCCAAGAGUACUGAUUCUGUACUUUGUAUUACUUAAGCCCAUCACCCCUACUGGGGCAUAGGCUGCCAACAACAGCUCGCGAGAGUUCUCUGUUCAGGGGUGUCUUUCAAGUUGCUCUACAUGUAGCCCAUUUUCUUGUCUUCUAGGCCAAGAUCCUUGCUCUCCCGGGGAGAGGUCUUUGGAGUUUCUAUUGGCAUUUCUGUAGCACUGGAUUUUUAUGGGUUGGGUUUGUUAGCGCUCCCCCCCCCCCCCAUUGCAGCUAGGCGUAGGACUGUCCAUGGCAGAUUAGUACUUUGUAUACUUGCACCAAAUAGUUAAAUCUGGAAUACUUCUCUGAAAUGAUCGUGGGUACGUCUCUCUCAUUGAAAUUGCACAGCUUUAGCUAAAUCAGAGUUGUUGCUGUGGGAGCUGCUGAACAUGAUGUGCAUUAUUCUGGUUUUCUGCUUUUAAGGUCAGGUAAUUGCAAGCUACAGUACUUGUGUUAUGCUGUGAGGAUUCUCUGUCUCUCUCUAAAAAAGAAUUGACUGGAUGAUACUUAGUGAGCAGCUAUAUUUAUUGAAUAACACUACAGUUGUGAAUUUGGUCUUGGUGCAUAUAUCACUGAUAUACAGAGCAAAUCUAUAAACCAGUGAUGGGAGUGCAAACAUCUUUCUUUGCAAAGAGGGAAGAUCCACCUCUAUAGCUAUUUUGUUUUGUUGAAUUUACAGCAUUUCUGAUGUUGCAAUCCAUUUCAUUGUUUUGCUAACAUGGUGAAAAUGCCUUCUGAAGAAACAUUUAACUCUUAAAUCGAGGAAGGAAUGUUUCAUUUUAAUGAUCCAGAAUGCUUUUUAGCUACUGAAAUAGGGAAGUAGUUUUAAAGUCUAGGUCACUGUAACAGAGCAAGAAAUGUAGCAGCCACGGCAGCAUAAGGGUAAACGUUUUUAAGUGUUGUCUGAGGGGUAAAAUUAACCAAAAAUCCAGAGGAGAACUGAAACCCUUCCCUCCUUCCAUCAUCUCUUUUUUUUUUCUCCCCCCACCCAAAUACUUCUAGUAGUAGCUUGGGAUGUUUUUUGCAUUUCCCUGAUAAGAGAUUAAACAGGAUUUUUGUUUAAUAUCUCAUCCAGAUUCUCCAACAGCAAUUGUACAGUGUGCACAUCUCAGGACUGAGAUUUAAUUCUAAGGGCUUCCAACUCAAGUCAAAUGCAGUGUUGGAUCCCAACGCUUUUAAUCAAAGGUUCUUGCAGAUGUUGGGAAAGAGGCACAAAACUUGUUGUUUCAUGAUUGUUUUAUUAAGUGUUAAUAGAACAAAAAAUGUUAAACAGACAGUAACAGAAGCAGAGGAGUGAAGAUGGGGAGAAGCAAAAAGAAAGAAAGGUGCUGUCGCUCCAUGGUCAGCCCUUUUUAUACUCCAUAGAUAAGAAACAUUCCAUUCAAAUUUACAGAAAAGUCAGCUAAUCGAUAGUCCGUAUUCAAAUAAUGCAGCACGAGAGAAGCUUCCAGAACUUUCCAGAAUCAUACAAAUAUAACCACGGGGGCGGCGGGGGUGAGGGGCAACACUGAACAAAUGCAUAUACAUACUGUGGCUACUGGGAAAUGUAAUAAACAGUUACAAUGUAUAUAAGUAAUCAAAAAAAUACUAGUGGGCAUUUAAUUGUUAACCUGCAAAGAAAAUAACAAUUAAACAGUCUAAUCUAAGAAUUAACCAGUCUGAUGGAAAAACUGUCAGCAAGCCACGCCCACAUAUCUUUAAGAUUGUUCGGAUUCAUUUCCCAGUACUUAAUAGAUACAGAUAUUCAAGUAUCCAACUCAGCUCUAGGGCUGGUAAAUCACACCCCUUGAUUUGACAGUUGAUGCAUUCAGUUCCCUAUAAUUACACAGCCCUGAUUCCUUGAAAAUAAUUUUUUUUUUAAAAAAACAAAUCCAAUCUCUGGUGCAGUUGAAUGUUUAAGCAAUCUGUCAGAAUACACUGGACCUAAUAUUUCCACUGACAAUGUUGGUGACAUUCAUUUAGAAAUAUGGAUUUUUCAAGUGCAAAUAUAAUUUUCUGCAAAACAGCUUUUGGGAGUUUCUGAUUACACCCAUUUAAUAAUGUUCUUAAAGACACACAAAAUGGGUACCACGGUAGCAUAGUGGUUAGCGCGACACUAUUACGGCUCGGGGCGGAGUUCAAUUUGGAUCUCAUCUAUAAGGAGUCUGUAUGACCUUCCUGUGGAAUGCGUGGGUUUUCUUGGGUGCUCUGGUUUCCUCCCAUAGUCCAAAGAUGUACUGGUUUGUGGAAUAAUUGGUCAUUGUAAGUUGUCUCAUUGGUUUGGCUAGGGUUAAAUUUGGGGGGGGUGGCGGGCGUUGCUGGUGAGCAUGGCUCGAAGAGCCAGAAGGGCCUAUUCUGUGGCUGUAUCUCAAUAAACAAAUAAAUAGAAUGAAUAAAGCUAUUUACAUAUUUUUCUGCACAAGGACACUAAUAGUCAUAUUUUUAAAACUUUUAAACUAAACUAACUACUAAACACCAAUACAAGUAGCAAAUAGUUCAGAUUUUAAAAUUGGACAGAUGCUUUAAUUUAGUGAUAAACCCAUUUUCCAAUGUAAUAAAGUUCAUUGGGGAAAAAAAAUUUAAAGCAAAGUAUUUUUGAAGCUGCAUUCUAAGCACACUAGCCAGAUUUUUUUCCAUGACAGAUAUUGCAUUAAUCAAUGUGUUGUUGAUUGAGCCAAAAAAAACUAAAACUGGCAGAAUUUUGGGUUCCAUUUACCCUGUGACUUAUGGUUUUAACCUAUGGAGCUGGUAAAUAAUUCUUUUGAUUUAUGGAAUUAUUACCUGCUAUAAUUCUGCCAUCUUAUCCUGUAAUUGUGUUUGUCCUGGGAGUAGAUUUUAAUGCAGUAAGGUACCCUCCCACCAUCAUCACCAUUGGCCCCUCAAUGUUUGAGGCUGACAUGGUUAUCAGAGGAAGUUUAUAUUUUUUUGCUAUAUUUCUCAAGCACUCUGUCACACGAAGCUCUCCAGUCAAAUCUAACGAUCCAAAGUUAUCUUUUCUUAUAAGGGCUUUAUUAGCCACCAAAGCUAUCUUCCAAAUGCCAGCCUCCCAAAAGAAGCUGAUAGUGCUCCAGAUAAGUUGCUGAUGAAGUUCGAAGUAGAUUUGUUGUUAAAGUACUUGUGUCACUAUAAACAACCCUGAGAUUCAUUUUCUUGUAGGAAUUCACAGUAAAUACAAAAACAUAAAAACAAGCAUAAUAAUAACUAAGUGAUAAAUAUUGAGAACAAGAUGAAAAGUCCUUGAAAAUGAGCCCACAGGUUGUAGGACCAGUUCAGUCUUUGUAUCUUCCUCGCCUCCUUCCUGAUGGCAGCAGUGAGAAGAGAGCAUGGCUGUGAUGGUGGGGUUUUGAUAGAAUUCCACGAAGAUACUUUGUGCUCAAAAGGCCAGGAUGUACAGGAAAAUGAUUUGGUGAGGCUAUUUUUUAAAAAAAGAACUUGGAAAAUAAAAUUAAUCUGAAUCAGGUUUAUUAUCACUGACGUGUCAUGAAAUUUGUUGCAGCAGUACAGUGCAAUACAUAAACUAUACUAUAAAUUAUAAUAAACAUAAAAAAUUUAAAUAGUGCAAGAAGAAAGCAACAAAUAGUGAGGUAGUGUUUAUGGGUUCAUUGUCCAUUCAGUAAUCUGAUGGCAGAGGGGCAGAGGCUCAUCAUAAAAUGUCGGGUGUGCAUGUUCAAGCUCUUGUACCUCUUGCUGAUAGUAGCAAUGAGAAUAAGGCAUGUCCUAGAUGGUGAGGGUCUUUAAUGAUGGAUAUGCCUUCUGAGGCAUGCCUUUUGAAGAUGCCCUUGAUGGUGUGAGGGUAGGGGGUCUAUCAACAAUGACUAGUGUUGAUAGCCUCCCCACCAUUGUGAUUAUUAACCACAAAGAAGAAUGUGGUCAAUAAUUGUGUGAUAGGGGAAACACUUAAAACUGUUCAACAGCCAAGAGGAGCAAAGAAGUGUUUAACAGAAUCAAGUUGAACACCAAUGUAAUUCUGUAGAUGAAUUAAGAUGUAAUUAAUUAGAAAAUGGACAAAUUCACAGUAGCAUGGUGGUUAGCAAGACACUGUUACAGCUCAGGAUGUCAGAGUUGAAUUCCAGUGUCCUCUGUAAGAAAGUUUGAACAUUCUUCCUGUGUGCAUGUGGGCCUCCUCCAGGUGCUCCAGUUUCCUCCCACGGGCCGAGGGCUGCCCAGGUGGUUGGUUGGUCAUUAUCAAUUGUCCUGUGAUUAGACUAGGGUUAAAUAGAUGGGUUGCUGGGUAGUGUGGAUCUUUGGAUGUCUAAAUAAAAGUAACUAAAAUUAGAUUACUGAGAGAAUACAAGAGAUUGCAGUGAGAAAAUCAAAACUGGAAUGGACACAUCAGGGAACACAAAGCAGCACAAUAUUCUACUUGCACAGAAACUAUUAAUAAAAGUUAAUUGAGAGGACAAGACCCAGAAAUGGUGAAAAUGUUAUAGAAAAACCUCUGCAUUUGGCAAUUCAGGCAGUUUUUGUGGAAACAGAAACACUUAAUGUUUCAGAUCCGAGACCUUUAAUUUGGUAUUUUAGGAAGAUUAAUCAGUUGGCCAUGAGAGCAGAAAAUCAGAUUAAAAUUAUAUAAUAGAAGUUGGAGGUGAAAAACUACAAAUAUACUUUUAGUUAAAAUCCCUAUAGGUUAUCAGUUGCAUUGAUGCUUUUCAACAGAAUUUGGGGAGGAGGAGACGACGAGUAAGAGUGCUGUUACAUAUUUUAAAAAUUCAUUAAAAUAUCUGUUGCCAAAGGACUGGUGGUUGUCCAUGGUAUCUGACGAUGACAGGAAACUUGUGCAGGAGAGUUUGUAAAGUGGAAAAUUGCACUGAGACAGUUCCACUGUCUUGACCUUCAAAGUCUGGGUUCAGUGGUACGAGUAGUUGUCACAAACUGCGGCCUUCCUUGGUUGCAGUGGAUGACCAUGACAUCUUCUGUGCCUUGUCAUGCCCUUUGCUCUCCACGGAUCAUUGCAGAACCUUCUUCCUAGCCAUAGGAUCUCACUCACAAGAAAAUCUGCAGAUGCUGGAAAUUCAAGCAACACACACAAAAUGCUGGUGGAACGCAGCAGGCCGAAGGGUCUCGGCCGGAAACGUCAACUGUACUUCUUCCUAUAGAUGCUGCCUGGCCUGCUGCAUUCCACCAGCAAAGGAUCUCACUGUUGAUCUCGUCCACUGGAUCAGACUUCACACGCUAGGACAGACGUAUUCCUUUCUCACAGGGGUGUGAGUCUAGGUUACCCUCCACCUGGUUUCACCCACCUGUUGAAGCGGUGUACUGGGGUGUGGCUGCUGUUGAAUAUGAACAGCUACAUGGAGCAACAAGACUAGCUGAUAACUAACAAUAUGGUUAGUAUUGAGAAGAAAGAUGUAUAUGACUUUGGUAGGAAAUGUAAUGUAAUUUUUAACCAAAAAAAAGACAAACUUAGAAACUAAAAACAUGAUGAAAUCUGAGGAUUUGAGGGAGAGUUUUGUUUGACCAAAGUCAUUGAAUCAUUGAAGAGGCAUAUCUGGAUUUCCAGAAGGUCUUCAGAAUGAUGUCACAUAAUGGAUUGCUUAAUUUGUCCAGAGCAGGCACAAAUAGCCUGCUAGCAGAGAAGGGGUGAAUAGAUUUCUGUUUAGGAUGGGAAGUAGGAUCUCACAAAGGUGAGUACUGCACUAAUGUUAAAUAUUUAGACUUUAGAAUUAACAAAAUUGCUAAAUUUAUGGUGAUUCCUAAUUAGGAAGGUUAUUAACAUGGAAUCCUUCAACAUGUCACAAGACUUUAAUAAAUGAGCAGAGUUUAUACCUUCAAAUAAAAUGCUGUGUUCGGUAAGAAGAACAACAAUUGGAGGAUUAAGAGAGGUUUGUGGAGCAAGGGGAUUUGGGAAUACAAAUACACGUUACUGGAGGUUGUAAUGUAGGUCAAUUAAGCCAUUGUAAAAAUAGAGUUGCUGUGAUAACAAUGCUGACCUUAGUUAGGCCACAUUGGGAAUAUUACGUUCAUUUAAGAUGGACAUGCAGCAGUAAUAUAGAAACGGUAGGGCAAAAAUGUUUUAGAAGGAAGAACAAAUGGUUAUGCCUGGAGUCUCCUAAGAAAAGAUAAAAGGUCUGAUAGAUCAGAGAAAGUGUUUUCACUCACAGGGAACUGCAAAGCUAGAGGCAAUCAACAUCAGAUACUGUCGUGGAAUCACAGGAAAUUCAGAAGAAACUUGAUUACCAGAAUCAGGUUUAUUAUCACUGACAUACUUAGUGGCUACUAGAUACAGGAGUGGAACCCAAUGUCAUCUGCCAUAGCCCACCCACUUCAAGGUUCGACAUGUGUAUUCAAAGAUGCUCCUGCACGUUGCUGUUGUAACUUGGUUAUUUGAGUUGCUGUCAACUUCCUUGAAUCUAUCUGGCCAUUUUCUGACCUCAGUCAUUACAAGGAGUUUUCACCCACAGAACCACCAUUCACUGGAAUUUUUUCCUUUGUUGCAACAUUCUCUGUAAACUCUACAGAACGUUGUGCAUGAAAUCAGUAGUUUGUGAGACCCUCUAACCACCCUGCCUGGCACCAACAAUUAUUCCUCUGAUGUUUGGUCUGAACAACACAAAACCUCUGACCUUGCCUGCAUGUUUUUAUGCAUUGAGCUGCUGCCACAUGAUUGGCUGAUUAGAUAUCUGCAUAUGGUGUACCUAAUUAGCCAUUCAUUGUAGGUUUUUCAGCAGCAGUACAGUGCAAUACAUGGAAUUUACCAAAAGUUACAUAAAUGCAAACCUUGCAUUUAUGUAAAGAUAUGUAAAUGCAGAAGUGGAUUUGCAAGGGUAGUGUUUAUAGGUUCCUUGUAAGAAUAAGCUAAAGUGAAUAGUAUUGAUGCAUUUAAGGGGACUCGGGAUCUAUGUACAAGGGAGUGAGUAAAUGAAUUCAUGGAUAUAUAACAAGUUAAUACCUGGGAGAUUAUUUUUAUCCUGGUUGUUAUUUUUUUCCCCAAUCUCAAUAAUAUGUAAGAACAUUCAUUGUUUUGGAUCCAAUAAUGAUUGUUUUCCCCUGCCUUGAAGACUUCCUGAUCACCAUCAGUGUCAAGCUUAGAAAGCCACUUGUGGGGAUGGGGAAGGUGUAACAAUUGGCAUUAUUGCUACGCCUCACUUUAAGGGGUCUUCAGAGGCCUACCAAGAUUGCUUAAACACCAUUUUGAUUACGAAACAGAGAUUUUCAGAGCUGAAUGUGAGUAGGAUGUGAAGUCCAUGGAUGGAAAUGGUUCUGAAUAAAAUUAUUUUGUAUUCCAGGUGUCUGACAUUAGAUAAUAUCCACCCAUCCUCUCCAGCCCUCAAAGUAACACAUAGAAAAGCAAUGAAAAUCAGACAAAUCAUUUCUUUCCUGUUUGAUAUACAGUAGAUUCCAGUUAAUUGGAACACAUUGGGACCAGUAGAUUUUGGCCCAUUAAGUGGCUGCCCCAGUUAUCCAAAGUUCCAUGGAAAUGGUUAAAAAGGUAUUUAAAAAAUCUAACAUUCAACUGAGUAACAUUAUGUAUUUAAAUGAACUACAGAACAAAAUUAGAACACUACCAAUAUUACAGUACUAUAAAACUAUAUUAGUUUCUAAUAGCUAUCAACGGAGGAACUCGUCUGCUGUGAUCUUUUGUUUGACUAUAAUUUCUAACUUGUUGAUGUAGUGAAAUGGUUUAAAUUUCACUCCCGGCUCUUUCUGGCAUCUCCAGGCCUGAAUGCUUGAAAUUGCAGUGAGCAAAACAGUUCCAAAUUAUCGUACUGCUUAUCUCUCACCAACUUUCAGUGACAAAAAUCACUGCCUUUUGAUCACAAGCACAUGCAACUGAUGCGAUUUAAAAACAGUUUGCUCUAAGCGCCUUGCAAGUGCGUGCGACUAAUGUUAGUUAGAAACUGUUUGGCGACAGUCUUCUGUCCUAAAUAAGUAGCUUUGCAUCCCAAAUAAAUUAAGGGAAUUCUGACUAUUUUCUUGAUUAGUUCUUGUUCUUUAAGAGUGGUCCCAAAUAAGUGGCUGCCCCAAAUUACCAAUGGCCUAAUUAACUGGAAUCCACUGCACUUAGUUCUUCAGGGGCAAGGGGGUUAAUAUAUGCAGCACAGUGGGUGUGAGGGCAGUAGUUGGUAUGAAAUGGUGAGGUGAAAACUUUCCCUGUGUUGGUAUUGCAAUCCCUUAAAGUCAGGAUAAUAAUCUGAAUAUGGUUAGAGGAAGAACAAGGUGUUAGCCAUUAAAGCCACAAAAUGGUUGUUUAUUUCAUCAAAAUAUUUAAUGUGGAUACUGAAGGUUCCUCUGUAAUUGUUCGUUUGUCAAUGUCUGUCAAAAUUAAUAUUUAAUAGGUGUGUAAGUUGCUAAUUCAUUUCGUCUAUUAAUGGUUCAUCAGGUUGAUUUUAACGUGUACUUAAGUUCUGGUUAUCAUUUAAAAGAUUACCAUUUUGGAUUGCUUCCAGUCAACGAAAGACUCUGUAAUUUUAAAACUGUUAAAGGUGUGUUCUAUUUUUAUCAGCAGUUUUUUAAUAGUUAAUAGCAGUUUUUAAUGCAUCUUUCUAGUACUGUAUGCAGUGUCACAAUAAGAACUGACUACAGUUAUUUCAGUAUCCUGACCCUAUGAUCCUGAAACUAGAUUUUUUGGGUUCCUAGCACAAUAGCAUAUACCUCAUCUGGGACAGUAUUUGUGACCUAUAUAUUUAUAUGUGUACUUUUAAUUAGGUAGCUUUAGAAAUGACGCAACAUUUUUCUCAGCUGCAAAAUCAUUAGGUUUUUGCUAAGAAUGGAUAUUUGAGACUGUGGCUGUAGAAAAUGAAUGAGCCAGCUUUGCUAACGAUGUUGAUGCAAUGUUAACUGAGGCCAGGAAAAGGUGAAUGAUGUUCACAUCAGUGCUGUUGCAAGAAAAUAAAUCUGUGGUAUAUCCUUACUGAAGAUCGCAGGAUAGUCUUUAUAAACAUCAAACCUGCUUCAUCGUAGAAAGAUUUGAUGGAUGUUCAGAAAUGAUUUGUUUUCUUUCAAUGCGAUUACAUGGCAUUUCUCAGUGAAGGAACCAGGAAAGGGGGAGAUAAAUGGAGUCAUCUCCUACCCCUCCCCAUCACUGCAUGUUGACUGGUUAUAGCGUGCAGUUAAAUAUCUCAUAAUUGGCUUACUUGACACAUUGAUCUAAACUAAUUUUGGGAUAUACUGCACUUGGCCUAGUUCUUUUUGAAGUUAGUGAGAAAUCUCUAAGCUGUGAUUUUAGGACUUGCCCCAUGUCCUGCAGUGCUCUCAGAUGAGACCAUUUUAAUAUUUUUAAAAUGCUACCUUCCGGAUUUGGAUUUGCAGAUGUAUGAAUUUAAGGAGAUGCCAUUAUUUAGAGGCGUAUGACUUUCUCAAUACAAGGUACUUGAAAUCAUUGACUGUUUUUGCUGUCAUUCUUGAAUAGAUGGGUAGUACAUUUACUUUAAAAGAAAUAUCUAGUUGUCCUUUUGCAGAAUUGUAUUGAUUUUGUCUUCAACUGUUGUAAUGAGCUUAAACAGCUGUCUCCUCAACCACAUUACAAAUUUUAUACUUUAGCUAGAAGCCUGUUGGAGUUCAAUGUUCAUGGGUAACUGAACUCUGAUCCGCUCCAACAUCUGGCUGAAAAACAAUAAAAGGAAAGUCCGCAAAGGACAAAAGUUAAUUGUAACCUUUAUUUUUCAAAUCAUAAAACAAAAAAUGCUAUAUCAGAUAUACUGACAAAAUUGUGUUGAGGCACAUUCAGUACUUAAAGGUUGAAAAUGUAGUUUCCUUAUGGUACCAUGUAUACACAAAUGUUAAAAGAUUUUAUUUUUUUAUUUUUUUGCAUAUGUUAUGUGAAUAAAUCAAUUAUAGCUUUUUCUAUUUGUUUUAUCCUAGCAGUUAACUCUAAUAGAUGCACUGACAACAAUAAAAGUCCUUUUUUCUGUAAUAUCUGGUUUACACAUUCCUGGUGUAAUAUAACUGCAAAUGCAGGAUUUUUUUUACAAUAGCAGUAUUCAAAUUUAUUCACUGGAAAACAAGUUCACUUAAAC
This is a messenger RNA of Mobula hypostoma (lesser devil ray), 12557 nucleotides long. RefSeq names its product zinc finger and BTB domain containing 26 (gene zbtb26). The transcript is spliced from 3 exons. Gene Ontology annotation, biological process: regulation of transcription by RNA polymerase II. Gene Ontology annotation, molecular function: protein binding; RNA polymerase II cis-regulatory region sequence-specific DNA binding; DNA-binding transcription factor activity, RNA polymerase II-specific. Bases 286 to 1662 code for a protein of 458 amino acids. Lineage: Eukaryota; Metazoa; Chordata; Chondrichthyes; Myliobatiformes; Myliobatidae. The record is from RefSeq and is a predicted model, not a curated record.